Messenger RNA from Diorhabda carinulata, 732 nucleotides. Its product is annotated as UPF0545 protein C22orf39 homolog. Bases 214 to 681 code for a protein of 155 amino acids. The transcript is spliced from 3 exons. The record is from RefSeq and is a predicted model, not a curated record. Lineage: Eukaryota; Metazoa; Arthropoda; Insecta; Coleoptera; Chrysomelidae.
AUCCCAUAAUUUAGCUCAUACAAAAGUUAGGCCCACAUUAGCGACGUUUUAACGUGGUAUACCAUCCAAAUAACAUAAUUAAUAUAAAAACACAUCAUUCUCUGAAGUUUUAUAUCAUUUCAAGAUGUUAGUAAUUGUAAUAACCCUUUCUAAUCUGUGAGAAGAAGAAUUAUGUGAUUAAAAUGUAACCUUAAAAAUUUUAAAAUUAUUAUCAUGGAAAAUGAAAAUGCUAAAGAUUGUAAAGAAGAAAAACCCAAAGAAGUUGAAACAAUACAAAAUCAAUGGAUGAUUAGAAGAUGUUUUAUUUAUGAUGAAGAAUAUAGUGAUUGUACUUCAUUGAGAGCUAGAUUUAACCAGUAUUUCAUUUUUGGUAAAACAUUAGACUGUUCCCAAUGGAAAAGAGAUUCUGUUAAUUGUUAUAAAUGGGAAAACAAUAAAGAUAUCAAUGCAGCUAAUGAGCUAGUACAAAGUGAAAAACAAAGAAGAAAAGAAAGGCUCUUAUCACAUUAUAGCAAUGAUGUUUGGAAAAGAAGACAGUCACCUCCAGAUAAUUGGAAUGCCCCACUGCCAGAUUAUAUAAAAAAGGAUUACGAUCAAAGUUACCUCAAUAUUAAAUCUAAAGAAAUGAAAGGAGAAAUACCACCUUCAUUUGAUACAAACUUUAAGUGUAGUAUAAUGUGAUUUCUAUUAAAUUUAUUAGUUAAUAGAAGUAAAUGUACUAUUUAAUAGAGA